GCCAGAGAUUGGGAUCUACCUGCGCUGCGGUACUUGCUGGCUGGGGAGCUGUCCGUGUUGACCGUGGGCGGUGGAGCCUCCCCCUUGCCAGGCAAAGCCUAUAAAGCCACCCGGAGUCCAGCCCUGGGCCGCCCGUUGGUGACCAUGAAGGCUGUCCUCCUUGCCCUGCUGGCUGUCGGCUUGACCCUGCAGCCAGGCUCCGCUCUGCGCUGCUACUCCUGCAAGGACCAGGCGAGCAACCACGAUUGUCAGCAUGUGCAGAACUGCACCAACUCCGAGACGUACUGCUGGACCAAGCGCAUCCGUGCUGUUGACAUCGUGACCAUCAUUAGCAAGGGCUGCAGCUCGCACUGCGUGGAGGACGCCCAGAACUACUACGUGGGCAAGAAGAACGUCACUUGCUGCUCCACUGACCUGUGCAAUGCCAACGGGGCCCAAGCCCUGCGGCCAGCAGCUGUCACCCUGGUGCUGCUCAUCACUCUCGGUGGCCUGCUGCUAUGGGGUCCCAGCUGGCUGUAG
Messenger RNA from Lontra canadensis (Northern American river otter), 519 nucleotides. It is a transcript of the gene PSCA, whose product is annotated as prostate stem cell antigen. NCBI's taxonomy places the organism in Eukaryota, Metazoa, Chordata, Mammalia, Carnivora, Mustelidae. The record is from RefSeq and is a predicted model, not a curated record. Bases 145 to 519 code for a protein of 124 amino acids. The transcript has 3 exons.